Molecule: messenger RNA, 1038 nt
Organism: Uncinocarpus reesii 1704
Lineage: Eukaryota; Fungi; Ascomycota; Eurotiomycetes; Onygenales; Onygenaceae
Exons: 1
Coding region: 1-1038 (345 amino acids)
Cellular component (GO): cytoplasm
Source: RefSeq, a predicted model, not a curated record
AUGCUGGUCCUUCGCGAAUCGGAUAUCGCCCCCAUCCUUAAAGGGCUGACUCGUGACCAAUGCCACCGCCUCCUCGUUGCGCUCUGGCAAGCACUGGCACGCUACUCAACACAGAACAUGAGCCAACGGGCCGAGAAACUCAUCCACCAACCAAUGCGAGAGCAGAUUGUCACCUCGAAGAACAACAUUACUCUGUUCAUGCCAGCCUCUGAUACCAAAACCUCGACGGGUAGUAAAAUUGUCACCCUCCCGGGACACGGCGGACCGCCAAAGGGCGCAAUCAACAUUUUCUCUCCGGAGGGGGAUUUGGAGGGUUUAUUAAACGCUGAGCUAAUUACAGCGUUCCGAACCGCGUUGGCAAGUAUGAUACCGUUUCAACAAUUUAGCCUGCCAGAUCGUGCCAAUGUCCUAGUGUUUGGGGCAGGAAAGCAAGCGGAAUGGCAUAUUCGGCUUGCUCUGUUACUUGCAGGGGAGAAAAUUACAAAAAUUACAGUCGUGAAUCGUGGAACUAAGGGAUUAGAAAAAUUAAAGAGCGAUUUGGACGCAGCGCUACUCGAGGGCCCUGUGGUUGAUUACCUUGGGAGGGACUCGUCCGCAUUCACCACGGAGAUCCUUGCCACCAUUGUAGCUCAGGCCGAUUGCGUUUUCUGUUGUACGCCGUCCACAGAACCACUCUUCCCUAGCUCGUGUCUUGGGGAUAAACCCCAGUUCAUAUCCCUCAUCGGCUCAUAUAAGCCACACAUGCAGGAAGUCGACUCGACCACCCUUCUUUCUGGGGACAAUACCAUCUUCGUCGAUUCAAAAGAUGCAUGUUUACAUGAGGCUGGCGAAAUUAUCAAGGCGCGGGUAUCGGAGACCCAGCUGGUGGAAAUCGGGGAGCUGUUUGCACGACAUGGUUCGUCUUCGAAGCUCUUUGGGUCUGGCGGGAAUGUGGUCUUCAAAUGUGUCGGAAUGGGGAUUAUGGAUUUGGUGAUUGGGAGAGAGCUUCUCUCGCUCGCAAAAGAGACCCAAGCCGGAGUCAUGAUCAAUGACUUCUGA